AUGAAGCUUUUCUCUCCAGCUGUGGUAGGCUCACUCGCGGCCUGGCCAGUACUGACGCAGAACGUCGAAAUUAUCUCCUGUACUGAUGAUGCGACAUUCACGCACACCACAUCUGUCGUCCGCACCUUGGUUUUCCAUGCUCGGCCACCAUACGUUCUGGUCCACGAAGGGUACGAAGGACCAGUUCCGACGACAGUCACCUUUGCCCCAACAGGGACAGAUCCUGGCACAAUAGUCGUCUACACACCGACCGACGCCCCUGAAGAUGAACAAAACAAGAAGGAUGGCUCACAGUCUGUACGAACGACAUCGCGGCACCCUGAGGGAGGCUGGCCUACAAAUUGGCCUUACCCACCACCAUGGGUGCCAGGGCAUUCUGAUUCUCACGACAAGUUCGUGCCCUACCCAACCAAUACGGGCCAGUUUACAACAUUGAAAAGUGAGGCCAGUCCAGGAACCUCGACAAGAGCUGCCUUCGAUUCACCUGCCUCCGGAUCCGAGGCUCCUUCUGACUCUUGGCUACCAAUCGAAUCAAUCAUCAGUAACUCGCAGAAUGCCAUGGAAAGCAAGAGUGCGGGAUCCUCUUCUGAGCCACUCUCUAGCUCUGGUUUCCCCUUUCCCAGUUCACUGCUGCCUCAAUCCAAUUUCAUUCUGCCAAAUAGCAACUCCGCCGAGCCCAGUUCAGCUACCCCGUCUGGGAAUUCCUUUCCGCCUUUCUUUAGCUUUGAUGCCCCGGUCCCCAGUUCAUUAUCACCCCAGCCUAGUUCUCUUCUCCCCAACAGUGCUUCGGCUGGACCCAGUUCAUUAAUUCCCCUACCUAGUUCAUUCGCGUCGCUCCCGAGCUCGAUUAUUCCCAGCUCGAUUAUUCCCAGCUCGGUCAUUCCCAGCUCGAUAGAGCCCAGCUCGCUCGAGCCUGUUCCUGGCUCUAUCGGCCCCAGCUCUAUUUCACCCCCACCCAUUUCACUCGAGCCUAUUCCUAGCUCUGUCGGGCCCAGCUCUAUUUCACCCCUACCCAGUUCACUCGAGCCUAUUCCUAGCUCUGUCGGGCCCAGCUCUAGCCAACCGAGUUCUUUGGAGCCAAGCUCUAUCCUGCAGAGCUCGGCACAGCCUAGUUCAUUCGAGCCUCAACCAAGCUCACUGGGUCCCAGCUCAAUAGAGCCCAGCUCCAUCAUACCCUCGCCUAGCUCUUUCGAGCCUAUCCCCAGCUCUCUCAGACCCAGCUCGAUAGAGCCUGUUUCAAGCAUACCAUCGGCAAGUUCGUUCGAGCCUCUUCCUAGCUCGGCUUUGCCCAGUUCUGCCCAGCCCAGCUCUGCUCAACCGAGCUCGGUCCAGCCCAGCUCUGCCCAACCCAGCUCGGCAGCACCCAGCUCAGUGGCACCCAGCUCUGCGCAACCGAGCUCGGCAGCACCCAGCUCAGUCCAGCCAAGUUCCGCAGCGCCCAGCUCAGCAGUGCCAAGCUCCAUGCACCCAAGCUCAGUCCAGUCUAGCGCAUCGCCCUCCUCCUCCGCCCCGGCGCCGACCCCCGACGUGAGCUGCAACAACCGCGGUCUCGAGUACGCAAUCUACGACCACAGCUUCUUCAACUCAGACUUCCCCGCCUUCUCGUCCCUCGACGUCAACUACUUCCACGUAACGCAGCCCGCCUUCACCGGCACGACGGAGCGCAUCGGCAUCCCGCCGGGCACGAACCCGUAUUUCCCACCCUUUAGCAUCUACGACGACACACCGGCCCGGCUCUACAUGUUCACGGCCGUCAACCACCGUGCCUUCCUCUAUGCGCCCGUCACGGGCACCUACACGAUUACGGUGCCCGACUCGGACGAGAUCACGCUCGUCUGGCUCGGCGACAAGGCUAUUUCGACCUGGACCCGCGCUAACGCCGACCUGGAGCAGGACUAUAAUACCGUGGACGGGCCUGAGGAGACGACCGUAUUUAGGAUUCAGCUGCAGGCCGGGACGUAUACGCCGUUCCGUCUUUUGUGGGCGAAUGCACAAGGCGAGCUUUCAUUUAUUGCGAGGGUUCAGGCGCCGGAUGGACGAAUUAUUGAGGACGGAGACGGGUCGGACAGCGACUAUUUCGUACGGUUCGCUUGCGACAUGUCGACGCCUGAGUACCCGCCUUUCGGACAGAAUGGUUGA
Verticillium dahliae VdLs.17 is the source of this 2139-nucleotide messenger RNA. RefSeq lists its product as uncharacterized. The transcript has 4 exons. The record is from RefSeq and is a predicted model, not a curated record. Lineage: Eukaryota; Fungi; Ascomycota; Sordariomycetes; Glomerellales; Plectosphaerellaceae. Bases 1 to 2139 code for a protein of 712 amino acids.